Molecule: messenger RNA, 1080 nt
Organism: Tupaia belangeri chinensis (Chinese tree shrew)
Lineage: Eukaryota; Metazoa; Chordata; Mammalia; Scandentia; Tupaiidae
Gene: PNO1
Product: partner of NOB1 homolog
Exons: 7
Coding region: 91-849 (252 amino acids)
Cellular component (GO): nucleus
Molecular function (GO): RNA binding
Source: RefSeq, a predicted model, not a curated record
GCCCUGGGAGAGCCCUACACCGGCUCCGGCGCGGUGCGGCUGCGCACGUGUUGAAGCUGGCACGACUACCCCGGCUGCAGAGUCCUGGGAAUGGAAACCGAGAUGGAGGCACAGAGCGCCGGGGCCGAGGACGGCUUCACCCAGGUCACCCGUAAGGGUGCCCGGCGGGCGAAGAAACGGCAGGCUGAGCAGCUGUCCGCAGCGGGGGAGGGCGUGGACGCAGGCCGAAUGGACACCGAGGAGGCCCGGCCGACCAAGAGGCCCUUCUACCCGCCCCUCUCCGGGGACGGGCUUUUGAGUGGGAAAGAAGAAACAAGAAAAAUUUCCGUCCCAGCUAACAGAUACACACCGUUAAAAGAAAACUGGAUGAAGAUAUUUACCCCUAUUGUAGAACAUUUGGGACUUCAGAUACGCUUUAACUUGAAAUCAAGGAAUGUCGAAAUCAGGACUUGUAAAGAAACCAAGGAUGUUAGUGCUCUGACAAAAGCAGCCGAUUUUGUGAAAGCCUUUAUCCUCGGGUUUCAGGUGGAGGAUGCCCUUGCCCUGAUCAGGCUGGAUGAUCUAUUCCUAGAGUCUUUUGAAAUUACAGAUGUGAAGCCUCUAAAGGGAGAUCACUUGUCCAGAGCAAUAGGAAGAAUUGCUGGCAAAGGAGGAAAGACCAAAUUCACCAUAGAGAACGUGACUCGGACGCGGAUAGUUUUGGCUGAUGUGAAAGUUCACAUCCUUGGCUCUUUCCAAAACAUCAAGAUGGCAAGAACUGCCAUUUGCAACCUCAUCCUAGGAAAUCCUCCAUCAAAGGUUUAUGGCAAUAUUCGAGCUGUGGCUAGCAGAUCAGCGGAUCGGUUCUGAUUUCAAACAAGAGACUUUAUCUUGUCUUUGAACUCUAACUCUAGGGGAAAAAACCCUUAUACUCUACAAGUGGUCAAAAGAAACUCUGAAGAAUUUUCAGUCACUUUAUGCUUUGGUCCCUUCUUCCAUUCUCAGCCAGACACAUAAACAAAGGAAAGGUUUAAUAUUGUUCACGCAAAACAGCUUCUAGGGUAAUUUAAAUAUAAAAACUUAGUACUGUUAUUAUACCUA